CAGCAACGAUUUCGCAAAUUAAAUGCUGCUGGCACAACAUACUGGACUGAUUUAAAAAUGGAGAAAAGGGAAAGUGAGGACCUGGUGGAAAAGUAUCCAGACACAACGGCGCAACUCUCGGAUUUGCUAACGAGCGCACAGAAACUAGUCAUUACAAAGAUGCAGCAGAAAGGCGAUGAAAACUUGGAAGUGAAAUUGGAAGAGAAAUUGAUGGCUAUAAAAGCUGCUCUUAACGGUUUCGAGUAUGUGGAAAAGACAACGAUUGAUGAAGAUUUGAGUGAAACUUGA
This is a messenger RNA of Gongylonema pulchrum, 288 nucleotides long. NCBI's taxonomy places the organism in Eukaryota, Metazoa, Nematoda, Chromadorea, Rhabditida, Gongylonematidae. The record is from the annotation of a GenBank genome assembly.